AUGGCCUCAUCGAAUACUUCAUCUGCUCCUGCCAGACCCUCCUCUUCAAAGUCGGGCCCCAAUAAGCGACCUCGCAAGCCCAAUUACAAUUACAUCCAUCGAAAUGUUCUACCCAUCCCAGUUUACCCCCUACCGCCACUAAUACCUCAUAAUCCAUUGUCGCUGGUCGCAAUCGCUCUCUCAUAUUUGGUCCAGGUCCUUUCAACUCCUCCUCAGCCGACGUACAAAGGCUAUUUCUCUUCUGCGACGUCUUCCAUUCACAUUACCGAUGUCGACACCAUUCGUAAGCUCUGGGAGAUGGGCUUCUUUGGUCGAGGGAAUCUGAGUCGUAGCGAACCCGCAUGGCUGGAAAAUCGGAAGAAAAAAGGCACCACCGCGGAAGAGAACACAACUCAGCGAAGACAGGAGAGAAGGCGACAGAAGUUGGAGCGAGCCCGGAAAGAGCAAGAGGAGGUUGAUCAGAAGUUGUCGGAGGAGUCUCAAAUGAACGGAGUGGCACAUGGUCAAGCCAGCGGGAUUCUGCAAGAGAAUGUCCUCAAAACGAAUGCGACGGACAUUACCGACAUUGGGAGUGUGCUGGAUUCCGCUAGUGGAACUGUGACGCCCGAUGUAGAGGAGGAAAGGGAGAAUGGCCCUAUCCAUGGCUAUGAUGAAUGGAAGAGAUCCAUUGAAAGAAAUGGUAUUCUGACUCCCCCACCAACGUCGACUUCAUCCGAAGCAAGCCACGUUGAAGGUCGCCCAGCACAGCGCCUACAACGCACCAAAACCGUUCGCUUCUCACCAACAAUCGAGGCCAGAGAGUUUGACUUGACGUCUCCAGUGAUCUCACCGAUUAAGAGCCCGGGAACUUCGUCUUUAGAGUCCGCGGCACCCCCUUCAACUCCGGCUCCGGUCCAGGAAGCCCAGGAGCAUUUGACGUUGUCAAUCGAAGAAGCUUUCUUCCUCUCCUAUGGUCUUGGUGUAUUGCAAGUCUACUGUGAUGAUAGUGAGACGGUCCUCCCUCCGAGUUCACUUCUGUCCUUAUUCCGGCGGCACUCGUAUCAUCCUCCGCGGUCAUUAUCAAUGCCCGCAUCACCUGAUGACCCUUUCAUGCUAUCAUAUGUGGUCUAUCACCACUACAGAUCCCUGGGAUGGGUGGUUCGUUCAGGGAUCAAGUUCUCCACUGAUUAUCUGCUUUACAACCGCGGGCCAGCAUUUUCACAUGCCGACUUUGCCGUCAUCAUAGUGCCCUCGUACAGCGAUCCAUACUGGACCGGCGAUACCCAAGUUAAAAACAACAUCGAAAACGAUCGACAGUCGAAGAGUUGGUGGUGGCUUCAUGGCGUCAACCGAGUACAGUCACAAGUUCGAAAACAGCUUGUCUUGUGCUAUGUUGACGUUCCUCCACCAUUGAAAGAGGAGGAAAAAGGAAAGGAUGUGGAUAUUGGAAUGUUGCUCUCCCGGUACAAAAUUCGGGAUAUCAAUAUCCGACGUUGGACUCCAAAUCGGAGUAGAGACUGA
Messenger RNA from Exophiala bonariae, 1500 nucleotides. RefSeq lists its product as uncharacterized. NCBI's taxonomy places the organism in Eukaryota, Fungi, Ascomycota, Eurotiomycetes, Chaetothyriales, Herpotrichiellaceae. The coding region runs from base 1 to 1500 and encodes 499 amino acids. Gene Ontology annotation, cellular component: tRNA-intron endonuclease complex. Gene Ontology annotation, molecular function: tRNA-intron lyase activity; nucleic acid binding. Gene Ontology annotation, biological process: tRNA-type intron splice site recognition and cleavage; tRNA splicing, via endonucleolytic cleavage and ligation. The transcript has a single exon. The record is from RefSeq and is a predicted model, not a curated record.